This is a messenger RNA of Phyllostomus discolor (pale spear-nosed bat), 5052 nucleotides long. It is a transcript of the gene AKAP10, whose product is annotated as A-kinase anchoring protein 10. Bases 166 to 2190 code for a protein of 674 amino acids. Gene Ontology annotation, cellular component: plasma membrane. Gene Ontology annotation, molecular function: protein kinase A binding. The record is from RefSeq and is a predicted model, not a curated record. Lineage: Eukaryota; Metazoa; Chordata; Mammalia; Chiroptera; Phyllostomidae. Gene Ontology annotation, biological process: intracellular protein localization. The transcript has 16 exons.
CGCGGGGAAGGACCGGAACUCCGGGCUGGCGGCUUGUUGAUAAUAUGGCGGCGGGGCCUUUCUGGGCAUCUCGAGGAGGCUGUGGGGCCCACACCUGGAGGAAGGGUCUCUUUUCGGGCUAGUGUGGCAGCCGCUGCAGACCCGGACGUCCGGGCCUGUUGCUGAAUGAGGGGAGCCGGGCCCUCCCCGCGACAGUCCCCCCGCGCCCUUCGACCCGACCCGGGCCCUGCCAUGUCCUUCUUCCGGCGGAAAGUGAAAGGCAGAGAACAAGAUAAGACCUCAGAUGCCAAGACAGUUAAAGCCUCAAUAUCCGUACAUUCCCCACAAAAAAGCACUAAAAAUCAUGCCUUGCUGGAGGCUGCAGGACCAAGUCAUGUUGCAAUCAAUGCCAUUUCUGCCAACAUGGACUCCUUUUCAAGUAGCAGGACAGCAACACUUAAGAAGCAGCCAAGCCACAUGGAGGCCGCUCAUUUUGGUGACUUGGGCAGGUCUUGUCUGGACUACCAGAUUCAAGAGGCCAAAUCCAGCCUUUCAAAGACCCUUGAACAAGUGUUGCAUGACACUGUUGUCCUCCCUUACUUUAUUCAAUUCAUGGAACUGCGGAGAAUGGAGCAUUUGGUGAAGUUUUGGUUAGAAGCUGAAAGUUUUCACUCCACGACGUGGUCCCGAAUAAGAGCACACAGUCUGAACACAGUGAAGCAGAGCUCAUUGGCUGAGCCGGUCUCUCCAUCUAAAAAGCAAGAAACUGCAACAUCUUUUGUAACUGAGUCUCUUGACAAGGGAUUAGAGGAUUCUAGCUCAGCCCAGUUGCUUAUGACUCAAUCAGAAGGAACUGAUCUAAAUUAUAGAACUAGCAACACCGAGAAUCACUUGCUCCUUUCCCAGAAAUGUGACAGUGCCCAUUCUUUCCACCUUGAAAUGGCCAGAAGAGAAGCUCAGGAAGUUUCCGUGGAAACCCAAGAAUCCUCCCCAAGACUUAAAGUAGCCAGGACAAAUAGUCUCUCUUCUCCACUAAAGGAAUUAUCAGGAAAACUAAUGAAAAGUAUAGAACAAGAUGCAGUGAAUACUUUUACCAAAUAUAUAUCUCCAGAUGCUGCUAAACCAAUACCAAUUACAGAAGCAAUGAGAAACGAUAUUAUAGCAAAGAUUUGUGGAGAAGAUGGACAGGUGAAUCCCAACUGUUUUGUUUCAGCACAGUCCAUAGUCUUUAGUGCAAUGGAGCAAGAGCACUUUAGUGAUUUUCUGCGAAGUCAUCAUUUCUGUAAAUACCAGAUUGAAGUGUUGACCAGUGGGACUGUUUACCUGGCUGAUAUUCUCUUCUGUGAGUCAGCCCUCUUUUAUUUCUCUGAGUACAUGGAAAAAGAAGAUGCAGUGAAUAUCUUACAGUUUUGGUUGGCAGCAGAUAACUUCCAGUCUCAGCUUGCUGCCAAAAAGGGCCAGUAUGAUGGACAGGAGGCACAGAACGAUGCCAUGAUUUUAUAUGACAAGUACUUCUCCCUGCAGGCCACACAUCCUCUUGGAUUCGAUGACGCUGUGAGAUUAGAAAUUGAAUCUAAUAUCUGCAGGGAAGGUGGGCCGCUCCCUAACUGUUUUACAACUCCAUUACGUCAGGCAUGGACAACCAUGGAGAAGGUGUUUUUGCCUGGCUUUUUGUCCAGCAACCUUUAUUAUAAAUACUUGAAUGAUCUGAUCCACUCAGUUCGAGGGGAUGCGUUUCUGGGAGGGAAUGCCUCGCUGACUGCUGCCGGCUCUGGCCCUCCUGACGACCCUCCCCAAGGCGGUGCUGACAGCUUGGCAUCUCAGACCAAUGUGAAAAAAGCUAGUGUUAAAAUUCUGAAAAAUUUUGAUGAAGCAAUAAUUGUGGAUGCUGCAAGUCUGGAUCCAGAAUCUUUGUAUCAACGGACAUAUGCAGGGAAGAUGACAUUUGGAAGAGUCAGUGAUGUGGGACAAUUCAUCCGGGAAUCUGAGCCUGAACCUGAUGUAAAGAAAUCAAAAGGAUCCAUGUUCUCACAAGCUAUGAAGAAAUGGGUGCAAGGAAAUACUGAUGAGGCUCAAGAAGAGCUAGCUUGGAAGAUUGCUAAAAUGAUUGUUAGUGAUGUUAUGCAGCAGGCCCAAUGUGAUCAACCAUUAGAGAAGUCUACAAAGGCUGCUGCCCCAGUGCUUGAGCUUAGAGGGAGUGAGUUGGACUAAGUCUGCAGCUAUGACUCAAUACCUGAGAUAAAGGAAAUCUGCUUUUGAAAAAUAAGAGAAUGUUUUUCCUUUGGUUGGAUUCUUAACACAGCCAGUGAAAACAAAGCACUGUAUUUCUUUUCUCUGAUUUAUCAACUGUUGUUCCCAAGAAAGAAUGGCAGACAAUCCUAGACUUCCACCAUAAACAGAGUGACAUGUAGACAUAUUUGCUGCACAUCAUGAUCACAAGUGACAGUUAUAAAGAGACAAAGUGGUAUUGUUUACAUUAUAGAAGAUUGGUAGUUUUCCAAUGGCAAUAACCCACUUACAGGAGAGUUUUAGUCACUGGAACAGACAGGGACCACAUACUGUGGCAGGCACACAAGCAUAGCACUGGUAUUUGAUGCACAUCCCGUAGUGGUAACCAGUCCUUAACAGCACCAUAAAGCAGGUACCCAAGGGGCUUUGCUUUGGCCUCUUGAAAUGAAUGGGAGUGAGCCCCUCUGAGAGCCAGGAGGCUCCGAGUGGCAGUGCGGUGCCAGCAGAUGUUUUCCUUCCAUGCAUUGGGGUGGAAGAUCAUUGUAUAGGCUGCCUUCACAGAGGCAUUGAUUUGGAAGAAAUUUAUAAUGUCACAGGUCAGGUCUCAGUGACAUGGUCCUUCCUUUUGCUGGCAGUAUACAAUUCUCACAUCUUAACUGCUCCUGAGAUGCCAUGUACUUAAAGCCAGUCUUCCCCUGGUAACCAUAGGGUGCAUCGGCUUGAUUUUGAGCAUUAGGACUUGCUCCUCUGGAAUUCUGUGCUCCAGUUUACUUAACUUUCCCUUCAGGAUGCAUGUGGAAAGGAGUAAAUAAUAAUGAUCACUCCAUUGUCCCUGCUGUGGGGCCUGGGACAAAAUGUUUAUUCCCAAAUUGUGUGAGGAAGGGGAACAGGCAGAGGUUGAGGGGAGGAAAAGCAGUCAGUUUUGACUGCCUCCCCUUUCUUUGCUCUGAGCUGGGAAGUAUGCAGUUAUGGCCUUUUUCUUGUCUGUCUUCAGAAGAGGGAGAGACUGCCCAUUGCACUCAGGCUCGGUCGGCUUCGGGUCUGGACUGCGCCUCGGUCAGCAGGGUGCCCCGCAGCAGACACACUCCACUGGCUGGGUGAGGCCAACACUUCCACACCAUAUGUGGCUGUUGGAGGGGAAAGAAUGUUGUCUUAGGUGUCACUGCUUUAUGCUCAGACUUUGCAAAAAAUAUAUACAUAUAUUAAAUUAUUAGUCACCUCUGUCCUUGAGGAAGUCUCAAAUGAAUAGAGAAUUUAUUCCUUUGCAAUAUUUGACUGUGUAGAGAGAGGCACACUGUUUCAUCCACAGAAGAAGCAAAAAGGCUGUGUGUAAGUUUUUGGUACUAUGUACCACCUCUGUUAUUCUUCUAAAGCUGAAGUGUUAAUGUACUUAAAUCAUACUCUAUUUAAUUGUGUUUGAUUUUAAAUAUAUAUAUAUAUGAAUUAUAUUUAAAAUUGUGUCAACUUUUCUGCUUUCAGGGCAUUUAUAGCUCUUCUAUUAAAAUGUGUAAAUUCUUCCAAACAUUUCCAUUUGCUUUACAAAAGACCCAGAACAUGAGCCACUGCCAGACUCAGCCUUGUGUUUGGAGCAUAUGGUGUAGACCUGAGGUUUUAUGAGUAUAAAAUGUGGUUUCGGGUGACCCUUGCUGUCUCUGUCUCUGCAUGCCUUGGAAUAACAAUUUCUGUGAAGCUCUAGGCUAUUUAAAUUAGUGCUUUCAGGUACGGUAUUAUUUAGUCAUUUCUUUGUAUACAUUUUGUGCUUUUGAGCUAGAGAUAUCAGUAGUUGUAGGGUUCUUCUAAGAAGAAGAACAGCAAGCUUGAGACUCAGUUUUUUCAUCCCCUCCUGCUGUGGGACAUAGAAGCAGAAUGUGUCCUGAAAUACCAGCUAGAUGUAAUAUUUGAUCUAAAGUAGAUCCUUGUACUUAUUUUCCAUUGGAAUUGGACUCACCUAACAUGGAUCACCCUGUGUUCCAAGCUCUGUGCAGUGUGCCCACAAAUUAUGACUCCCUGACGGGAUGCUUUUAGGUUCAAGGAAUUAGUUGGCUGACUGUCCAUCCCUAUUACAUUGUUGAGAUCAACACAAGUUGUUAGACAAAAUGUUAGUGGGAAAAUGGUACCUUUUGUAAGUCAAUGUAUGUCUGUCACUCCUAUAAGAUUUAAUGAAAGUAAAGCACAAAUGAGAGCCAAGUCCAGCAAAGAGCAAUGAAACAGGAAGCAGUGUUUUCUGUUUCUGUUUGGCUGCAAUUUUCAGUAGAGGUUUAUUGAAUGUGAGUAAUUUAUUGUGCUGGAACUUUGAUUAAACAGGAAUUUGGAGGGGAGGUCACUCUGAAUUGUAGAAAAUUACACGUGCAGCUGUUUAAGUACUGGUAGCUAAGCAUCUAAGUGGCUGGCCUCUCUUUCAUGACAGUCAGGGUACCUGCCUGACUCACACGGGCCCCACCCUCCCCUUCCCAUGUACCUGUUAAUUGAACCCCAGAUUGAACUCCUGAUCCAAACAGGCCCAAGAAAAUUCUUCAUCUUAAGAAUUUUGCUGGGCACACGAGGGAUACCAGCCAACAUUUCACAAGUUGGAACCUGGAGCCAGCAUUGCAGGCACAAGCAGAGGGUUAGACGUGGAAAUGCAGAGAGGGCAUUGUUCUGAGGGAGCAGUGCCUUGGGCACUUGAGGACUCAGCUGAGUUGUGAACUGAGUCGCACACCCUUGCUGAGGACGCCAUGAGCCCCUUGGGUAGCCCUAGAAUGAAUUUUAGCUUUUUGAAACUCAGUCUAAAGUGAGUUUAUAUUAUCUGCACUCAGAAGGCCCUUGAUUAAAAUACUACCAGACUGCUCCAGUUACUAAUGACUA